UGAGUAGAAGUUUACCUGUUGCAUCUACCUACACUGUUUGUUAUUGUUGUGCGUUGACGCUCAGAGAAAUGCCAUUGUGUUUUGUCUGCGAGUGAAAGCAGUCACAGAAGCACAGUCAGCGGCAGAGUGGAGGGACAGCACAAGAUUGACUAUGAAGUUGUUUCUUGUCCAUCUAAUACUUCUAUCCUGUUUCCUGGAUUUGUGGGCCUUGCAAGGUGAGACGGAGGGAAACAAUCAGGAUGUCUGUCAGGAGCUAGAGGAGCCUGGUGAGCUUAAAACGUUGAGUUCAUUACAAGAAGAUGUAAAGGACCAUACUGAUGUAAAUGGAACGUUUGUCUGCCUCCGUUACCCAACAAAUCUGCUCAACUGUUCCUGGUCAUUCGACCCUUCAUAUGAGGAUGCUCAGCUUUCUGUCCAUAUCAGCAUUUGUGAAUAUAGCACAUCAGUCCAGUCUCAAAGUUUCCUGGUGGAAAGAGUUGGAUCAAGAACUUUGAAUCUGCAGCCGAAUGAAAUGCUAACUGUAGUAAUUCAAUUCAACUUUUCCUGGCACGACCACUGGAAUGCCUACUUAUUCAGUUAUGACGAGGACUUGCUGGAGUUCCGGUUACCACCCACGAACGUCUCUGCAACGGUCAAAGAUGGAGGGCUGUUAGUGACAUGGGGCCCGCCCCCCAGUGAUGUUAAUUACUCAUGCUUUGAAUACGAGCUGGACCUGGGUGACCAGGAAACACCCAAACGCUUGAGUGCCCGGUCUUAUACAGAGCACAAUGUAGAUCCCAACCGCAUCUACAGAGUGAGGGUGAGGACAAGGAUGAAGGGCACAUGCUAUGGAAAUUUGCAGUGGAGUGAAUGGAGUCCCACUGUCACGGUGAAGCUGCCAGAUGACAAAACAAACAAUCUCAGCGUUCUGUUGCUCGUCUUGAUUUCACUUGGAAUACCCAUGAUCCUCCUGGCUGUGCUGCUGCUGGUGCGCUAUCAGAGGGUGUCUAAAGUUCUGUUUCCUCCGAUUCCUCGCCCCCCACCAAAGUACAUGUAUUUCCUGGAAAAAAAUGACACAUUCAAUGUCUUUCAUCCUGCCACGCCACCGAAGCCUGAAGAGAUCACUGAGGUGGAGGAUGCAGAGUAAAACCCUGGAGAGACAUUUAUAUGGGGAAGAUACUUUCAGAUUUUAAAAAAACACAGUGCACUGCAAGGCUCACUUUAAUACAAAAUGCAUGCAUGCGUGUGUGUGUGUGUGGAUAUGUAUUUGAGUAAAAAUUCUGUUUUUAUUUUUAUGUUUCAUAUUUUUGUAGACUUACAUUGUAUAGCCUGUGAGGCUCAAAAUGUUGGUUCAGGUGACGCUUUAACAGUUUCCACAGUCUCAUACAGAUUCUGUCAGACUCUGUCAGUUGCACUAUAUAGUUAAACUGUAGGCAGCUUUCUUAAAAGCGGUUCUUAAAUAUAUAUACUUAAAAGUGUAAGUCUCUUCUCACUGACAUAGAGGGCCAGCCUACACUCUUGUACAAGCUUUAAACCCAUUUCCUGAUAUUAGCAGAAAGUUUUGAUGAAAAAAAAAGAGAGAGUGAAGUUGCCGCUUGCAUAUAAAUAACAUCACAAUUGUCUAAUAGGGAUAAAACUACAGCCUGAAUUACUUGUUACCUAACUGAACUAGAGAGAGAAAAUUGUGUGUAUAAAAAGUUUAGAUUGUUUGAUGUUUGGUUUUUUUUUUUUAAAUUCCCCUACAUGUCAUUAGUAAGAUGAGACUGUCAUCUACCAAAGUAUUUGUAGGAUCACCUGUGGGAUGGUUCAUAAAAAGUGUGAAAAGCCUGGUUUGUAUGAGCCUAACGAGCUGAACCAAGUUGGCACACACAGAGUGGCACAUACACUUAUUAUUACUAAGAAUAAACAUUACAGCAACAAUUAAGAGAGCCGCUGCAUUUAACAAAGCAAAAGAGAAGAAAUUCUGUUAGUUUAGAUUUGUUGCAGUCCGCUGAGAGCAAUCGCUUUGUUGUGGGUUCAAGUUGCCUGUGAGUCCAGGUAAAAGUGUUACUUCCUAGAAGGCUGCAGCCAGUAGCUUAACCGCAGAGCACUUUGCACAAAAUAUGUUAUCAACUGCAAAACUAAUACUUAAAAAAAUACGUUUGUAUAAAAGUUUUUAAACAUUAUGAAAGAAGGAGAGCCUGUGUCAAAGUGUGUGACAUGUACUAUAAGGGAAUUCACAGAUGAGUGUCAGUUGAAAGUCAAAGUGGAGCCAAACGUGAAAACUAGGCUGAGCAAUGAAUCAUCCAAAGCAUAUAUGCUUGGAAUGGUGUACACCCAUCUGUGAAAAGCAUGUUUUGUACUUUGUUUUUUGUCUAUUUAAGACUUUAUUGUAAAACCUGAAAAUCAGCUUGUAUGCUGGGUGUUGCCAUUGACAGAGAUGAACCUAAAUGAAGACACAUGGUGAAAUAAAUGCUCUUACAAUAGA
Messenger RNA from Toxotes jaculatrix (banded archerfish), 2446 nucleotides. RefSeq names its product prolactin receptor-like. Gene Ontology annotation, biological process: cytokine-mediated signaling pathway. Bases 152 to 1126 code for a protein of 324 amino acids. NCBI's taxonomy places the organism in Eukaryota, Metazoa, Chordata, Actinopteri, Toxotidae. The record is from RefSeq and is a predicted model, not a curated record. The transcript has 11 exons. Gene Ontology annotation, molecular function: cytokine receptor activity; protein binding. Gene Ontology annotation, cellular component: external side of plasma membrane.